Molecule: messenger RNA, 943 nt
Organism: Thalassophryne amazonica
Lineage: Eukaryota; Metazoa; Chordata; Actinopteri; Batrachoidiformes; Batrachoididae
Exons: 8
Coding region: 30-923 (297 amino acids)
Source: RefSeq, a predicted model, not a curated record
CAGUGAUUUUGGAGUCUUGCGGAGGAGAGAUGUACUGCAGGAGUGUUUGCUGCAACAACUGGUCUUCUGAGGAAAGGUUAGAUGGGAAAACUGUCAUCAUCACCGGCUCCAACACUGGGAUUGGCAAGGAGACGGCCCGAGACCUGGCUGGGAGAGGUGCACGCAUCAUCAUGGCGUGUCGAGACCUGGAGCGGGCAGAGGAAGCCAGGUCGGACAUUUUGGAAGACACAGGAAAUGAGAAUGUGGUCAUCAGGAAGCUGGAUCUGUCCGACACCAGGUCUAUUCGAGCUUUUGCCGAACUCAUCAACAAAGAGGAGAAACAAGUGAACAUCCUGAUCAACAAUGCAGGCAUCAUGAUGUGUCCCUACUCCAAGACUGCUGAUGGCUUUGAAAUGCAGUUAGGUGUAAACCAUUUAGGCCACUUCCUGCUGACGUACCUGCUGCUGGACCUUAUCAAGCGUUCCAGUCCAUCUCGUAUCAUCGUCGUGGCGUCGGUUGCACACACCUGGACCAGACUUCACCUGGACGACAUCAACAGUGAGCGCAGUUAUGACACCAUGAAGGCCUACGGCCAGAGCAAGCUGGCCAACGUGCUGUUUGCACGCUCACUUGCCAAACAGUUAGAAGGUACAGGGGUGAGCGUGUUCUCACUCCACCCCGGAGUGGUGCAGUCGGACCUCUGGAGGCACCAGCACCAGUGCAUCCAGGUGGCAGUGAAGAUCUUCAGGAUUUUCACCAAGACAACAGUAGAGGGCGCUCAAACCACCAUCUACUGCGCUGUGGAGCCGGGCCUGGAGACGCAGAGUGGCCAGUACUUUAGUAACUGUGCCGCUGCCAGCUGCUCCAGAGCCGCUUCUGAUGACGACUCGGCUGAAAAACUGUGGAAGAUCAGCUGCAACAUGCUCGCCAUCUGCUGGGAGUGAACAGCAGUAUGGUAACCGUG